Molecule: messenger RNA, 4158 nt
Organism: Lobosporangium transversale
Lineage: Eukaryota; Fungi; Mortierellomycota; Mortierellomycetes; Mortierellales; Mortierellaceae
Exons: 1
Coding region: 1-4158 (1385 amino acids)
Source: RefSeq, a predicted model, not a curated record
AUGUCCAUUGCGCCUUCCAUAUCUGCCAGCACACCGGCAGUGGAUCCUCUCAACAUGACAUCUAAACAGUCCAAAGUUGUUGAUUCAUCCUCACCCCCUGUCACGCCACCUACAAAAUCAUCCAGCCCAGACGCUGGAUCAGCUGUGCGCUCCAGUCUUCCUUCUCCACCUCCUUCAUCAUCCUCAAGGCGUUCUCGAGCUCCUGAGUAUUCACAAGAUCAAGACCAUACCGAACCAUCAGAGCGAGAAGUGACUCUCGAAAGGAUUGCUCGUCGCUUAUCACCCACUACCAAUACAACCACUAUUUCUCAGCCACAACCCUCUUCUAGCCAGCAUCUACCUUACAAUAUGAGUUCUGGUGUAUCUACACUAAAGACCCAUUCGACAUCGAGCUCAAUCUCAUCCUCUAGUUCCAACAAUCACCACCAGCCAGCAACACUCACCAACAAGCACAUCGCUGUAACAAAGACAAAGACAUUAGGUCAUCUCACCAGGAGCACUUCCUCUGAGGUCGACACUGAGGUUGCUAAUGCACUCGCAUCAGGACGUAGCAUAGUUAGCAAAACUGAUUGGAAGGAAGAGGAUGCACAAUAUUUGGUUCAUCUCAUUGAAACACAGUUCCCCAAAGGCAAUAUUAUCUGGGAUUGGGUCGGGCAGCAGAUGGCCAGUCGCGGCUUUACAAAAAGCCAAUGUCGAUCCAAAUGGAAGCGCAUUCGGAACAAGGUACUUCACGGGAAUGAUCCUCCCAAGGAUAAAGAGACCCGAGACCACCUCCGAGAUCAACAAGAACAGGAUGAACUGAUCGAUGAUGAUGAUGAAGAAACGAUAGAUCAGCGCAUAGUUGGCGAGUCCAGACAGGACCAGAAUAGGCUGCAUCAUCGAUCGGAUCAUGAGCGCGCACCUGAUGGAAUGGGCUACUCGGACCCGUAUCGCCCACGCCACUAUGACCCUCGCAGGUCCUAUGACCACCAACAUGGAGACGGAUAUUAUUACAGGGAGCGCAGGAAUGACUAUCGACCUAGAAUUUCGCCUGUUUCAUCAGCACUAUUACCUCCUCAUCGAAGCUCUGCAUCGCAUUAUGCUAGUCGAUAUGCUAACGGACGUGGUGUGCUCGAAGAGGAUGAACUUUGGUCUGAUGAGGAUCAAAGUGGUCAUCGUGGUCAUACUGUGGGUGCUAACCAGAACCCUCAAGACUAUUCUCCCGCCAGACAGCAUCAUCGCAGGCAGUCAAACCCACAGCAGACUCGAGACGAAACUACAGAUGAUCCAAUACGUUCAGUGUCGGCUAUCACAGCAACACCUACAAGCUUUGGCAAAAUCGAAUGGAAGCCAGAGGAUAGUGAUUUCUUGGUGCAUCUUAUUGAAACCAAGUUUGCGUCACGGAAAGUAGAUUGGGCAUGGGUCUCAAAACAGAUGGAAGGACGCGGAUAUGAUCGAACACAAUGCAAAUCUCGUUGGUGGCGUGUUCAACAUCGGCAAAAUCAAGCAAAUCAUUUGGGCAGCACUAGUCACUCCUCAUCACGUGGUAAACAACGUCAGGGCGUCGAUCAAACUCUUGUAGAUGGUGAUGCUGGUGUUCCUGCGAAUGGCAGAGAUGAUAAGAGUAUGGUAUCGGAUGAUGAUGGCGCUCAAAAUCACGAAGCCCGUCUAUCUAGGCCAGGAUCCGAGGCAGGACAGGAAAAUUCACAAACACUUCGUGCAUCAGUCGGACCCGAGCCUGGCGACAACAAAGGAAAACCUGGUGAAAGCGAACGACAAGAGAUAGGAGAAGAGAGGAGGUCGCCAAAACCUACGAAGCAUGAGCAUCAGAAACAUAUUGAAUGGAAAGAGGAAGAUAGUCAAUACAUGUAUCGUCUAAUUGAGAAGGAAUUUCCUGUUGGGAAUGUUGUUUGGAGUGUCAUUGCAGAAAAGAUGCAAAGUCGUGGUUACUCUCAAACGCAGUGUAUGUCCAAGUGGCGCAGACAUCUUAAGAAUAGCAAGCUACCUAAUGAAGCAAACAAACCCGGUAUAAGCAUGGAUAUUGACGUAGAGACCGAAGGCUCCGCAGGUGAGACACGUUUGGCAGGUAUUAGGCGACGAGGAACAGAGGAUCGAACUUCUUAUAUAGACCCAUAUGGCGAUGGAGCUAAACGCCUCCGAAGAGAUAUGCAUGACAUGCGACGGUUUGAUAAGAACUAUGAGUAUAGGACAGUGGACCCUCUCGAUGCACGGCUUGUCGAGUUGGAGUAUGACCGAUAUUAUGAUGCUGGCGGGAAGCGAAGAAGAAUGGAUGUUGAUGGACCUCUUCACGGAGAGCCACGCAAUCCAUAUCAUCACCGAAGCCAUUCAUCGUCUUACGGAGAUUAUCGAGCCUACGAUAAGGACGUGGAGCGUUACCCUCAAGAACCAAACUCUGUACGUUCGAGAUAUCAGCGUGAUUAUGAUCAGCCCGGGGACGCUUACUUGACAAUGUCUACACGAAGCGAUGAAGGAUUAAAUUAUCCUCCAUCAGCAAGGGCCUACCGGGAUGAAACCAAUGCUCGUUCUUCUGGUUAUGAGCCUGAGCACAGUGGAAACCACAUUCGUCAUGAUAACACUGACAGCUUUGGUCUUGAAGAAGGAGUAAUGGAAGAACAGGAAGACCAACCUAAGAGCGAAAGGGAGCUGUCUUACAGAAGGUAUUGCGAUCGAUCAUUUCAGGCCUGUGCGCCUUAUUGGAGUAUAAAUAGGAAUAACAUCGAUAACGAACACUCAUACCAUAUGUAUCACAAUCAUAACCAUAGCCAACAGCCGCAACCUAGUCACCAUCGCUCAUCCUCUGUGUCAUCGUCUUAUCGUGAUUCAUACGAAGCCAAUCACGCCCAUCUUGGGCCAUAUGGUGCAAGUGAAAUUAUUAGCCAAAAUCAACCUUCCAGAGAUGAGCCAUUGUCGGAAUUAAACAAAGAAACGCGACUCAGGCCCCACGAGUCUGAGCAGCGAGGCCGACCAAUAGGACGCAGCCCAGUGAGAAAUCUCAUGAGAAAUUCAUCUAGAGGACAGGAUAGAUCAAGCCUUUUGGACGAGCAAGAGGAACGUCGACGAGAGGACAUUCUUUUGAAUCGCGACACUCGCUAUGGUGGAUAUGACUAUCCGGCAGGAGAUAUCAAUAAUACCAGCUUUAGUAAUAGACGUCGUGCAUCUCGAGCGGGCUACGAGUAUGACAAAUAUGACUACGAUACUGAAUUAGGUCGAUACAGUAGCCGCUACUCACAGUCACACCAACAACGCCAUCCACAUCGGGAUUAUGAGCAGGAAUCAGAUUUUAUCGACUAUGCGUUGGAAGAUGACUUGGAGUGGGCCGCAGGUCGAUGGGAAAGUCGCGACAUGGCCCGACUGGCGGCAGCUGUGGCAAGACAGGGGCGUCGAUGGGAUGCUAUCAGGGCUCAGAUCCGAAUGCCUGUGUUAGUCAGUCCUUACGAUCCAAUAGAGGAUGAAGUUUAUGAUGGGAUGCGCUUCGACCCACAUCCUUAUUACCCUGAAGAGCCGAGGAAGUCUCGCCAACCGCUCUAUCAAUGGCCAUCUCCGUCAUCGACCUCAACUGCUGUUCCGGCACAUCGUUCAAGUGGAUCAUCACGCCAUGGAUUAUCUUCAAAAGGUCUGACAUCGAGCUCAAACGAACCGGUGGGUUCAGAAAAAAGACCCUAUAAGUCUAUCCAGCCAUUAGCUUUGACAGAAGAGUCUUUGGAAGUUGAUCUGAUCGUAGAAAAUGCCGAUGUGGAGAUGACACCCGCAGAGCCUCUUCAACAACAGGAAGGACAACAGCAAUACACUUGCGCUGAAGAUGAAAUAAUGGAUGUGGUCUCGACCGAAGAUGAUAGUGGCACUCAAGUAGCCAUAAACCCACGCAACGAUAUUACCACAAACGUGGAUCAAAAGAAGAGUGGUGCAACCCAAGCUACCGAUGCAGUUGUACGGAUAAGGAAGCAGGAGGUUGAGGUUGCUGAGGGCCACACUAGUCCUGUUCUACUUUUAGACUCCUCUAAAUCACCCGGCGAGGGUGAAAACCAGCUCAAGGAGAAAGAUCUUGUUGGCAAGGUUGAUCCUGUCCAGGCUACAAAAACUGAAGCUGAGGCUACAACAACAACAACAACAACACCCAACACAUCAUUAGUAGCAACAAUAGCUCCGACUGUAUUGUAA